AUGACCUCUCCAAGUAUCGGAAUGCCAAAAAAUCUAAGUUAUUAUAAAUCGCCUCAGAACUCAGAACUUAUACGCCAGAAGGGUACAGGCGGCUCGAGCUCGAAGCCUACGGAGUCAGUAGACAGACGAUCGGGCAGUAUUACAACAGGUAAAGGCAAGAUGGCAACGGGUGGCAAGGUGAAUUGGGACCCUGACGUCGAUUCCGCCAAUAACAGGAAUGAAAGGCCCGAGGAGGCAGGGCACCGAGAAGGACCCAGUUUAUUAGAAGUUUGGAAGCAGGGCAAGGCGGAUAGCCGGGAAAAAUAUCUCGGUGAUCCGAUGGGACAGGCCUCGAUGGCCGAUCAAGCUAAUCAGCUCUCUAGUGGCGACAUUAUUGUGCUCAUAUUCGUCCUGGUGUGCCUGGUCGGUCUGCCACUAGGACUCAUAAUGUGCUGUCUGAGCUCAAGGCGCCGUCGAUUUAAUCGGCGGAGAGGCAAAUAUUUCCACCAUCGCCAGCGGCAAUCUCAACAGGACUUACGGAGGCAGCAGUGCAGAUUCGGUACAAGGACAGACCGAGAGGGGGCGACAGUGAGGUUAACGGAAGAGGAAGAAGGAAGAGAGAGUGGAACAGAAAGUGGUUCCAGGAGACACACGGAUGCUGAGGCAUUAGCAAACGACUCAGUAGUUAUGCGUCCCAAUUCCAGCAAAGGAGCCAUCAAUCCUCUCAUUAGCACUAACAUUUACAUUGCUAUGACGCCAAAUUCGGAUGCAGACCCCCCCAGCGAUACAGUCAACAGCCUUCUCAGGAGCCCGCCUGCACACUCCGCGACGGUUGCCCCCAGCCUCACCGAGAAGUAUAACAGUCUCCGCCUUGCUGUGGCGGUCAGUGAUUCGGCAAAGCGACGCCUCAGGUCACUACGGCAGACAGCCAGUCGCUCGUGUUGCUCGUGGCACGAGGAGGUGAGCAAACGGGACAUCAGUAUCAGUCUGAACAGUAGCAAUAAAAUGAGCAUCAGUCGGCGCAUCUGCAAGGGAAAACGUGCAGACCGAGGGAUAGAAGAGAAGAUGAUGGCUGUGGCGAAACCAUCGAGCCGACUCGGCUGCGUGUCUCGAGGAGACGAGGUGGCUAAAAGUCACGAUGGUGCAGAGCCGAGGGAAGAGGACAGAACGGCUCAGGCUGAAAAGCUAAGGAACUCGUGGAAGAUGGCAAGGCAAGAGUGCCAACAGGACACAGUCGCCCAUUCGGUCCGUCGAGUCUGUAGCCUAAAAGUUGUCCAGUCCCGGCGGAUGACAUUUGGCGUACAAGACACUCAAAAUGAAGCCGAUACAGAGACAGGAGUCAGAGCCGAGGCAACAAAAGCACCAAUACGUCGGCGUAGCGACUGUGAAAUUGCAAGUUGUGCUGUUAUACCGAGAAAGCGGGCGCUUAAAAGAAGCCCAAGUAUGUCAUCACCACAAACGCUGCAGAAGAUAGUAGUUACAGCGUCGUCAUUCGAACCCCUUAAUAAGAAACCUAUUAAAUCACACUCCAACUCACAAGAGACCUUUGCUGUGGGACAAGAAGAGCAAGGCAGCCCGACCUGUGAAACGAGCUCAGAUGCGAGCAAAACACCUGCGGAUCCUAAUAGUGGGAAAGAAAAAAGCAGCAGCCUAAGCAGUCAACCAUGUUUCUCAGUCCGCCCGAUUCUGAUUCAGAGUUUCCAUUCACUACAUCGACGCUUCUCUCGAGCACCUAGCAGCAGGAGCGAAGACUAUCGAAAAGAAAUACGACUGUCUUUAGCCACUAACCCAACUGGUUUCACAUUAGCCAACGAAUUUGAAGGACUGGGUCAAAGUAAAAAAAUCCAGGGGCCUACACACGAGACAUGGCUGGAUGUCAGAUCUAAUAGUAAAUCAGAAAUGAAGAAAAAACCUGAUAAUGAAGAAAACGAUAAAGGUGGAGCAGAAACGAAGCUGGAGACUGAAGAGCCCUGUCUUAGAGCCAAACUGAAGCCGCGCCAGGCAAGAUGGCGAGAAGCGUACAGACAAAGUCUCGCUAUUGGCGUUGGUUACUCAGAUUUGGGACUUCCACAACCAAGAAGGGCAACAGCAAAUUAUCGUAUACAUCGUUCGAUAAGCAUCUGGUCAGAUGCCGAGCGCAGCCAGCUUACCAACCCAGGCCUGAUGGGCAGCAUGAGCGCUUGCGCCCUUACAACGAGAAAUACUAGUGUCGCGACACGUGAAGGGGACACGACCAUGCAAAGCCCUAGCCCGAGUCCGAGUUCACUCCUCCAGCUGCAGCAGAUGACGGUCCCCUGUAAAACUAAUACGCAAAGGGCAGAAUCUGUCCCAGUGGAGAGAACAAACAGGCCAGUCACCGUGGUACCAGCAGGAUCAGCGUCAACCAGACACUCAACAGCCAUGAGGACGGCCCCGAUUGCCAUGAUGGAUACAUGUGCAAGGUUUUCACCCUGGCCGAUUAUAGCCAAAAGAGUUACCAAAUCAGAAGCGCAAUCGGCCCUUCCCUUAGACCCUACUCCGCCAAAAAUUAAUUAA
Molecule: messenger RNA, 2514 nt
Organism: Protopolystoma xenopodis
Lineage: Eukaryota; Metazoa; Platyhelminthes; Monogenea; Polystomatidea; Polystomatidae
Source: the annotation of a GenBank genome assembly